AUGAAGUUCAUUAUUUUCAUAUUUGUACUUUUGAAUUUUGCAUGCAUUGAUGGAUUUCUGUCAUAUCCAUUUUUUGCAAAAAAUUUACUAGGCACAUUCUUAACAUCAAUUAAAUAUGAUGAAAAUAAAGACAUGAAAGAGAAUCUGAUGAAAUACGCAGUUCAUGGUGAUACGUGCUAUCGCGAUUGUCAGAAAAAUGACACACGAGUUUGCUAUUUUAAAUUUCAAAUUAAAUAUUAUCAAGUUCUGAGCGGGGCGUGCGAUGAAUGUCUGAAUGGAAAUCUUACAAUGUGCAUUAUCAAGAAGUGUGUCACGGCUGAUGGUUUCCAACGAGGAUUUUUAAGCAUUAAUUUUCAACUUCCAAGUCCAUCUAUUCAUGUCUGCAAACACGAUAUCAUUAUUGUCGAUGUUUUUAAUGAAGCUGAAGGAAUUGCAACAAGUAUCCAUUGGCAUGGAAUGAAACAAAUGGGUACACAAUUUAGUGAUGGAGUUCCGUAUUUAACACAAUGUCCAAUUCCGUACUUUUCAAACUACCGGUAUAUAUUUUACGCGGAUGACGUCGGUACUCACUUCUAUCAUUCUCAUUCAGGCAAUCAAAAAGCAGAUGGUCUCUCUGGCGCUCUCAUUGUGAGAGAAGCCGAAGCUGAUAACCCGAAUAGUAAAUAUUAUGACUAUGACUUACCGCAACAUGUGCUCUUUGCGUCCGAUUGGAUGCAUGAUUUUUCCGACAAUUAUUUGCCAGGCAUGGCUAAACGAUCGGCAUUGACUGAAUCAUUGUUGAUAAAUGGACGAGGACGAUUUUUAAAUCCAACUGGAAACUAUACAGACUCACCAUUAUCAAUUUUCUACGUCCAAAAGGGUAAAAAGUAUCGAUUUAGAUUAAUAAAUAGCGCAACAAAUGUAUGUCCUUAUCAGUUCCAAAUUGAGAAGCAUAAUUUUACAAUUAUUGCAACAGAAUUGAGCUAUAUUAAGCCAUUUGUGGCUGAUACUCUUCAUUAUCUGUCAGGCGAAAGAUAUGACAUUGUAGUUGACGCAAAUCAGUCAGCUGGAGAUUAUUGGAUUAGAAUUAGAGAAUUGGAACCAUGUUGGAAGAAUACUGAAGUCUUUGCCAUCCUUAGGUAUCAAGAUAAGGAAGUACGUUCAUCACAGUCGAAAAUUCAGUUUGCUCCAAAGGAACCACCGACAUGGAAUGAAACAUAUCCAAAAAUUACACUUUUCAAUUCCCUCAAGCCAAAAGUCGAGGACGUUCCACUGAUUGAAUUGCAAUCAUAUGAAACUGACAGGCUGCUGCUUGAAUCAAAACCUGAUUAUUCUUAUCAUUUAUUUGUGGAUUCUCCAGCAUUUUUGAACUCUAUAAUGUUUAGAAGGAAUAAUCUUAAAGACUUUACUUUCCUGACAUCAGAUUCAUCAUCAAAUUCAAGUUUUGUCGCAACAAUCAACAACAUAACUCUGUCAUAUCCACCAUUCCCACUUCUGCUAGAACAGGGUCGUCUUACUGAUUCAAUGUUUUGCAAUGGACAUACUCUGCAAGAUAUGAAUUGUUUAAAUGGUGAUAAUGCAACUGUCUGUAAAUGUAUUCACAGAUUAAAAGUAGAUCUCGGUUCCAAAGUUGAAUUUAUAAUCUAUAAUAUUAAGGAUAAAAUAGCACAUCCAAUGCAUCUUCAUGGACAUAAAUUUCAAGUUGUCGAUCAAGGAUUGUUUGAGGAUAUUUACAAGCGAUCAGAAAUUGAUCAUGAUUUGGAUAUGAGGGGUAAAAAUCCCCCAUUUAAAGACACUACUGUUCUACCGUUCCCAGGAUAUACAAGACUAAGAUUUCAUGCUAAUAAUCCUGGAUUCUGGCUGUUUCAUUGUCACUUUGACUGGCAUAUAUCCAUUGGUAUGGCCUUAGUCGUGCAAGUUGGUGAUAUCGAUCAAAUGCCAAAACCAUCAUCAAGCUUACCAAGGUGUCAUCCAUACUCACCAGUAUCCAUGAAGUAA
Messenger RNA from Chironomus riparius, 1977 nucleotides. The record is from the annotation of a GenBank genome assembly. NCBI's taxonomy places the organism in Eukaryota, Metazoa, Arthropoda, Insecta, Diptera, Chironomidae.